This is a messenger RNA of Coccinella septempunctata (seven-spotted ladybird), 837 nucleotides long. RefSeq lists its product as uncharacterized. The record is from RefSeq and is a predicted model, not a curated record. The transcript has a single exon. NCBI's taxonomy places the organism in Eukaryota, Metazoa, Arthropoda, Insecta, Coleoptera, Coccinellidae. The coding region runs from base 1 to 837 and encodes 278 amino acids.
AUGGCUGAAUUGUGCAAAAAUUGUCAGAAGGGAGUGGCUGACGAAGACGAAGCAGUAUUUUGUAAUGGAUGCGAUACUUGGAUGCAUCGUCUUUGUAUAAAUAUGUCGCAGAGGACCUACGUACGAAUUAGCAAGUCUUCCGAAGAAUGGUUUUGUGACCCAUGCAUUCAGCAGCAACCGAACAAAACAGCUAAAAGGAACAAAAAUAAGACAACAACACAAGGUAUAGGUCAAAGUAAAGAAUAUACGUUGGCUGAUGUAAUGUCCAAGUUGGAUGAUAUGGACAAGAAAUACAAUGCACUCUUCAUAAAGUACAAUGAGCAGAUCGAAAUUAAUAAAUCUCUUCAGUUAGAAGUGUCUGAAAUAAAGAAGAUACUUAAUGAACGAGAACAAAGAGAUUUGGAGAGUACUCUCAUAGUUCACGGCGUACCCAGGGAGAAUGAUGAAAAUGUUCAAGAUAUCGUCGAGAACCUGGUAACAAAAUUAGAGGUGGAAAUUCAGGGAAAAGUUCUGAGCGCCUAUAGAGUUGGAAAAACUACUGGAAGAGCGGCACCGAUCCGAAUUAGUAUGGAAAACAAGUCAGAUAAGAUAAAUAUGAUUAAAAGCUGUAAUAAAAUCAAACUUACGGCAAAAGCUCUAGGAUACAAAUCAGAUGAAAAAAUAUUCCUGAACCAUGAUUUGACUAAGGCCAAUCGACAACUUUACAAGGAAGCUCGUGAUUUCAAAUACCGGAACGGAUAUAAAUAUCUGUGGAUUAAGGAAGGUAAUAUUUUUCUUCGAAAGGAUGAUAACUCUAAAAUACUACUGGUUCGAGAUUCAAAUGAUCUGGAAAACUAA